CAGCUUGUCACAUGGUACAAGGCUGUUGUGAAUGGCCCUGUACCAUGUGACCUCUGUGAUCAUUCACAGAUUUCACUAGUAGUAAGCAAUGAUGUCAGAAGUGACAUCUUGCUUACUACUCUUCAUGUGAUCACUGAUUGGCCAAUCAGUGAUCACAUGCCAUAUAGGGUAAAAGCAAUCAUUUCUUUUCUCUCUAUCUGCAUUCUUGCAGUCAUUGAGAAAUACAGUGAGCUGUGAUUGGUCACAGCUUGUCACAUGAGGCUGUUGUGAAUAGCCUUGUACCAUGUGACCUCUGUGAUCAUUCACAGAU
Staurois parvus is the source of this 310-nucleotide messenger RNA. The record is from the annotation of a GenBank genome assembly. NCBI's taxonomy places the organism in Eukaryota, Metazoa, Chordata, Amphibia, Anura, Ranidae.